Molecule: messenger RNA, 423 nt
Organism: Juglans regia (Persian walnut)
Lineage: Eukaryota; Viridiplantae; Streptophyta; Magnoliopsida; Fagales; Juglandaceae
Product: vignain-like
Exons: 2
Coding region: 1-423 (140 amino acids)
Cellular component (GO): lysosome
Molecular function (GO): cysteine-type endopeptidase activity
Source: RefSeq, a predicted model, not a curated record
AUGAUAGAAGAGUUAAGUGGUGGAAAAAUCAAAUGGACGAGAUCACAUGGCACCUGCAAGAAAGCCAAAGAAAAAAAGGGUGCAGUGAAAAUAAGUGGCUAUGAGAAGGUACCUGCCAAUAAUGAGAAAAAACUGCAAGCAGCAGUUGCUCACCAACCAGUAUCUGUAGCUGUAGAUGCUUCUAGUCCGGAAUUUCAAUUCUAUUCUAAAGGUAUAUUUAGUGGCCACUGUGGAACUGAACUUGAUCAUGGAGUCGCAGCAGUUGGCUAUGGAGAAGAAGGUGGUAACAAGUACUGGCUGGUGAAGAAUUCAUGGGGCACUGGCUGGGGUGAAUCUGGUUAUAUAAAGUUGAGGCGUGAUCUAAAAAAUAAGCAUGGUACUUGCGGCAUUGCCAUGGAGGCUAGCUACCCUCUUAAGAAAUGA